This is a messenger RNA of Suncus etruscus (white-toothed pygmy shrew), 2005 nucleotides long. It is a transcript of the gene ZBTB7A, whose product is annotated as zinc finger and BTB domain containing 7A. The record is from RefSeq and is a predicted model, not a curated record. Bases 138 to 1964 code for a protein of 608 amino acids. Gene Ontology annotation, biological process: regulation of transcription by RNA polymerase II. Gene Ontology annotation, molecular function: protein binding; DNA-binding transcription factor activity, RNA polymerase II-specific; RNA polymerase II cis-regulatory region sequence-specific DNA binding. Lineage: Eukaryota; Metazoa; Chordata; Mammalia; Eulipotyphla; Soricidae. The transcript is spliced from 3 exons.
GCGAGUGGGGGAGACCCGGACCCCGCCGCCGGGCAGCGGACGGAGGCGGCAGCGGCAGCAGCAGCAGCAGCGGCUCUCGAUCGCGACCAAGCCCGGGCCCCGGCCCGGCCCCGGCCCCGGAGGUCUCGGCGCGGAAGAUGGCCGGCGGCGUGGACGGCCCCAUCGGGAUCCCCUUCCCGGACCACAGCAGUGACAUCUUGAGCGGCCUCAACGAGCAGCGCACGCAGGGCCUGCUGUGCGACGUGGUGAUCUUGGCCGAGGGCCGCGAGUUCCCCACACACCGCUCGGUGCUGGCCGCCUGCAGCCGCUACUUCAAGAAGCUCUUCACGUCAGGCGCCGUGGUGGACCAGCAGAACGUGUACGAGAUCGACUUCGUGUCGGCCGAUGCGCUCACGGCGCUCGUGGACUUCGCCUACACCGCCACGCUCACCGUGAGCACAGCCAACGUGGGGGCCAUCCUCAGCGCCGCCCGCCUGCUGGAGAUCCCCGCCGUGAGCCACGUCUGCGCCGACCUGCUGGACCGCCAGAUCCUGGCGGCCGAUGGAGGCACCGAUGCUGCACAGCUCGACCUCGUGGACCAGCUGGACCAGCGCAACCUGCUGCGGGCCAAGGAAUACCUCGAGUUCUUCCAGACCAACCCCAUGAACAACCUGCCCGCUUCGGCCGCGGCUGCCGCUGCCGCUGGCUUCCCCUGGUCGGCCUUCGGCGCCUCCGACGAUGACCUGGACGCCACCAAGGAGGCCGUGGCCGCCGCCGUGGCUGCCGGCGAGUGCAAUGGCCUGGACUUCUAUGGCCCGGGCCCCCCUGCUGGCGAGCGGGGCCCGUCCGGGGACGGCGAGGAGGGUGACAGCACCCCAGGCCUGUGGUCCGAAAGGGAUGAGGAGGCACCCAGCGGCGCUCCCAGCAGCGUGGCCGUCGGGGGGCUCUUCCAGGGGCCCACGCAGAACGGCCACUAUGGCCGAGCCGGCGAGGAGGAGGCGGUGGCGCUGUCCGAGGCGGCCCCUGAGUCGGGCGACUCACCGGGCCUGUUGGCGGGCCACUCUGCUGCCGCCGCCGAUGGCGAGGAUGGGGACGGCCCCGACGAUGGGCUGGCGGCCAGCACGCUGCUGCAGCAGAUGAUGUCGUCGGUGGGGCGGGCGGCAGCGGCUGGGGAUAGCGAGGACGAGACGAGGGCCGACGACAAGGGCGUGGUGGACUACUACCUGAAAUACUUCAGCAGCGCCCACGACGGCGACGUUUACCCGGCCUGGUCGCAGAAGGUGGAGAAGAAGAUCCGCGCCAAGGCCUUCCAGAAGUGCCCCAUCUGCGAAAAGGUCAUCCAGGGCGCCGGCAAGCUGCCGCGCCACAUCCGCACCCACACCGGCGAGAAGCCUUACGAGUGCAACAUCUGCAAGGUUCGCUUCACCAGGCAGGACAAGCUGAAGGUGCACAUGAGGAAGCACACUGGGGAGAAGCCCUACCUGUGCCAGCAGUGCGGGGCCGCCUUCGCGCACAACUACGACCUGAAGAACCACAUGCGGGUGCACACCGGCCUGCGGCCCUACCAGUGCGACAGCUGCUGCAAGACCUUCGUGCGCUCCGACCACCUGCACAGGCACCUCAAGAAGGACGGAUGCAACGGGGUCCCUUCACGCCGAGGCCGAAAGCCCCGGGUGAGGGUGGCCGGCACGCUGGGGGGGCCCGAGCAGGCGCCCCCGGGGCUCCCCGCGCCCCAGCAGCCGCCGCCGCCACCCCCGCCACCGCCGGCCACCGCCACCCCCGAGGACGACGACGACGACCACGACCACGACACCGACAGCCACCGGAACGACCCCGCAGCUGCAGCUCCGGGGAGCGCGCAGCGCAACGGGCAGGAAAAGCACUUUAAGGACGAGGAGGACGAGGAGGAGGACGACCCGGCCAGCCCGGAUGGCAGGUCGAGUGCAGCGGGGGGAGCUGCCGGGGCGCUUCAGAGCCAGGAGUAACCCUGGCCUGGCCUGAAAACAAACAGGAAAAAAAAAAAACA